AUGGCUCUGUCCACCAUCCAGAAGGUGGCCCUGUUCUCCGGCCUGGUGCUCUGCGUGUCUCUGCUGCUUCCCAAAACCUUCCUGAGCCGAGGGAAGCCCACCGUACAGCAGGAGGGUAAGGCGGGAGGUCCCGGUCGGUUCCCGUCAUCCGUUCCUCAUGGCAAGUCAUCGGACAGCAGAAAUCCCGGCACUUUUUUUCCAAGGUCCCACCUGUCCGAGUCUGUGUCCAAGACCAAGACCGGAGGGGGCGGAGGGAGCAGCGGAAGACAAAGCCUGGUGGGGCAGAUUAUUCCCAUCUAUGGAUUCGGGAUCCUGCUGUACAUCCUCUAUAUUCUCUUCAAGCUCUCCUCCAAAGGGAAAAGCGCAAAACUCGCAGAGCCGAAAACCGCGCCGAUCAGCAAUGGAAACCUCAAGAGGAAAAUCACCGACUACGAGCUCAGCCAGCUGCAAGAUAAACUCCGCGAGACCGAGGAGGCCAUGGAAAAAAUCAUCUCCCGCCUCGGACCCAACUGCGAGCGCAGGGGGGAUAAUGUCAGCACAGAUGAGGAGCAGCAGCUGCUGCAGAGGCUGAAGGAGAUCACCCGAGUGAUGAAGGAGGGGAAGAUUCUGGAGGGGAUAUCGCCGGAGCAGGAAGCCGAGGAGGCCCCAUACAUGGAGGAUUGGGAAGGUUAUCCGGAGGAGACCUAUCCCGUCCACGACCCCUCCGAGCGCCGGCGGAAGCACGACACCAUCCUGGUCGAUCGCUCCGUCUUCACGCAACCCUCCGCAGAAGAGAUUGCAGAGCAGAUGGAGUUUGGAGAAGAAGAGAGCCGCUUGUACGCAGAAAACGCACCGGAGGUCGGUGAUAAUGGACGAGUCCAAUGUGAACCAUGUGACCCCCCCAUCUACAGCUCAGCGGUGCACCCGGAGGACAACUCGGAGACGUGGAGUGACAGCGAAGACGAGGAAGACCCAGAGGUCAUCGCAGAAAACGCCGGAUUCAGCACAGCCAGUGACAGCGAAGGGGAUCCGUAUGGAGAGGUUUCCAUCCCAGACUCCACCGCAGACGCCCAGUCACCAGCCGCUCUCAAUGGUCACGUUUGCGAUGACACGGGAACUCUGCGAAAACGGGGCAAGAAGGGAUCUGAGUAUUAA
Molecule: messenger RNA, 1134 nt
Organism: Staurois parvus
Lineage: Eukaryota; Metazoa; Chordata; Amphibia; Anura; Ranidae
Source: the annotation of a GenBank genome assembly